CAUGUUGCCAGUGCAUAUGCAAGAGUGCGGCUGCACUCGCGCUGUGUUUUGAUUCGGCUGAUUACUGCGAAGUUCGGUUUCCAGUUAGGAGAGUUAGGAUAGGAAUAGAAUUGUCAAAAAUUGGAUGACAAUGGCAGAAAAACCCGCAUCACCUCGACUACCUGCACCACCCACGGAUCUCGACUGGAUAAAGUUGAGAGACGAAAUGGAGGAAGGAAAUGAAUUUGAGCCAUUAUUCCAUAAACUGAUCAGGAAGUUUAAAGCCCAACCGCUUAUACCAUUAGGCUGCUUAGCAACAACAGCAGCUCUGUCCUACGGUCUCUGGUCAUUCAAAAAAGGCGAUCAAGUAAUGUCCCAGUACAUGAUGCGAACACGAGUACUAGCCCAAGGAUUCACCGUGUUUGUUGCAGUUUCUGGGAUGGUGACAGCCUCCCGACAGGCCUCAACACCCGAAUAAGUAAAACGCUCAAAACAGAAAAUAAUAUUUUUCGUGAAUGGCGAAGCCAGUCACCCAGUCUCCUAGACACCCCUGUAAAUUUUUAGAUUAAUGUACCAGAUAAAUUAAUCAAAUACUUAAAUAAUAGACCAUAUAAACACCAAAAAGACUAAAGGUUAUUAUAUUUAUUAUAACUCAUCGGUUAACAUUUUUUACAUUUCUCCAAAUUGAUUCAUCUUCCGAAGGUUAAAUCUUCACCAAUAAAAAUCUCUAGUUCAUCUCUUAAAUACUAUGAUCAAUCUGUCUAUUGCUACAUUGACUCAACCGUCUGUCUAUUCACGGUUCAAACGAAAUAAACAUCCUCACUCGUUAUAAUACAAAAAUGAAAAAUCAUAAGUCACAGAAUUCCAAUCUAACUCUCUCAAGCGAUAUAAAAUGAAAAUUUUUUAUGCAAAAAAUUGUUCGAGAUUAUUGUUCUGCGUUGAAGUGAGAUUAUUUUGUGAAUAUCUCAUUAAUAAGUGAGUUGAGGGCAAAUGUCUUCAAAUUCUUACAAUAACACUGGUUAUCAAGAUUUACCGAUUGAUAAGAAUUUUUUUCUGAAUGGGUUAUUACUUAGGAAACAAAUGAUUUUAAGAGAAAAUUAAGUUUCCUACAAAAAAUGUUCACAAUUUCUGCUGCAGCAACUCAUCAUAAAGAUGAUUAAUGGAUCACGAAAGUGAAAAUUCUUGUGAUUAUCAAGGAAUCGAAUUGUCAUAUUUAUAUAUUCAUCUCAGUAUUGUUAUUUUUUGGAGAAUAAAAUUCUCUACAAAGUUCUCUUAA
Molecule: messenger RNA, 1255 nt
Organism: Diachasma alloeum
Lineage: Eukaryota; Metazoa; Arthropoda; Insecta; Hymenoptera; Braconidae
Product: HIG1 domain family member 2A, mitochondrial
Exons: 2
Coding region: 125-457 (110 amino acids)
Biological process (GO): mitochondrial respirasome assembly
Cellular component (GO): mitochondrion
Source: RefSeq, a predicted model, not a curated record